Molecule: messenger RNA, 1364 nt
Organism: Oncorhynchus kisutch (coho salmon)
Lineage: Eukaryota; Metazoa; Chordata; Actinopteri; Salmoniformes; Salmonidae
Product: T-cell-specific surface glycoprotein CD28-like
Exons: 4
Coding region: 511-1191 (226 amino acids)
Biological process (GO): regulation of T cell proliferation; T cell receptor signaling pathway
Cellular component (GO): external side of plasma membrane
Source: RefSeq, a predicted model, not a curated record
GUUUUCCUGACAGCCUGUCGCAGGAGACAGUCACAUAGCAACAGAGAAACCUAGGUGGGUCUCUGCGAGUUUUACCAGAAGCAGUGAAAUAUGAUAUGGAGGAGAAAAUCAAAACAUGAGUAAUACGAUACGAGGUUCCAAGCCCAUCAAAGGUCACACACCGGUAGAGGGUGGAAACUUAUGAAGUUCAGAGUGCACUGCCACAGAGUGCGGAUGUUUUUACUGAAGAGUCCGUGCAGUCAGUCACCCUGUUAGAUGUGCAGCAGAGAGAGUUGCUUACAGUCGACGAGGGCCAGAUUGUUGUUCACAGUGAAGUGACAGGGAAGGAUGUUAUGAGAUGCACACUGCCAUCGUGUGACGAGCAUGUGUUGUAUGUUUAGGUAGAGCAGAGCAGUCACUGUCUUGUUCUGUUUGGCAUAUAGUGUCUUGUCACAUUUACCCUGAUUGUUGUGCACUGUAAAGGGAGAUCAGGGGAGCUUCAGUUUCACGACAAAACUGAGAACUUUCAAGAUGAACGUUUACUGGAUACCCACGAUCCUCCUCUCCCUCUCCAGUGCUGCCAACAUGAUAAGCUCAAACAACUGUAAAGACAAGCUCAGAACGUUCAAUGUGGUCCGUGUGUUUGUCAACGGCACUGCAUCUGUCAGCUGCCCCAACCUGACAGGCAAGGACCAGGAGGAGAUGAGAUUCCACCUAUACCUGGGCUUGGUCGAGGUUGGCAACCACACUCACGACAAUGGUCACAACCACAACUCCACAGAGACCGUGAGUCCUGUUGGGGAGGGUCUGGGGCUGAGGGUGAACGAACAGGACCAUACGGUCAGUUUUGUCCUCUCUGGAAUGACCACGGAGCGCGCUGGAGUCUAUACCUGUGAGGGGUACCCCAUGUACCCACCUCCCAUUGAGAAAGUACCAGACGAGCCUCAGACCUUGGUCCUGGUUGAAGCUCUCCAGUGCCAGGCAAGGAAGCCUGUGGGAUGUGUAGGCUCUGCUUGGACAUGGGUACUGGGGUUCUGUGUCACCAUCAUCUAUGGCCUGGCUGUCACUGUCAUCGCCUUUGCCAUCCGGCUCAGACUGAGGAGAGUGGAGUGUUCCCAGAGCGACGACAUGAACAUCAAACCCAAAGCUCCACUCAGGUGGCCCAGGAAGAAGCAGGGGGUCCAGCAUCCAAUCCGAAUGGGACGAUACUGAUCACUGUCAUCCUCAGAUCAGAGUUGAGCCACAAUUUGCCUUUGAGAGCGGACUUCUGAAACACACCAAGUUCUCCAUGUAAGCCAGUUCGUCAAGUCACAUGGUAUACAUCUAAUUGUACAACUGAUUGUGUGUCAAUAAAGAUUUGAGUUAUCUUAUAAAUGUAAAUCAAA